Messenger RNA from Rhododendron vialii, 1501 nucleotides. RefSeq lists its product as uncharacterized. The transcript is spliced from 6 exons. The record is from RefSeq and is a predicted model, not a curated record. The coding region runs from base 644 to 1066 and encodes 140 amino acids. Lineage: Eukaryota; Viridiplantae; Streptophyta; Magnoliopsida; Ericales; Ericaceae.
AUUAGCAACCGUGACGGGCUGGACUGACCCAACAUGUAUUUCUCUCUCGGCAACGGAACAUGCACAAACAAUACCAGUGGUUUCAGUAGCACUACUGAGUUGGCAUCAUCUAUUUUAUCACCAAUGGAAUCGAUUGGCGGCGUUUUGUAGCUCUUGCUGGCGUUUCAUAGUUUUCUUGCUGUGGCUGGUGAAGCUGAAGAUGGACUGGUUCUGCAGUUUUUGCCUCAGCAUUGCUGCCUCCCUUUGCCAGAACUAUCAAGUGCAAAAGGUGGAUUCAAUGUUAACCUCAGAUAACUCAAUCAACAUGUCUAGGACUCUAGAUUGAUUUGACGAGCUGUUCUCCAGGUUGAAACAGUAUAAGAAUGUAGGCUUCACAGUGUGGGAUGUAGGAGGAGAAGAGAAAUUAAGGCUGCUAUGGAAGCAUUACUUCAAUAAUACAGAUGGACCGGUAAGAAUGUAGUCUUCAUGAUAGUUCUCAUGUAUUGUAAAUGUUUUUUCAACAGGGAAUCCAUCUUCAACAUAGCUAUUCAUUCAGCUCAUCUUCUUUCAGGCCAUCAUUGGAGAUCUUUUAUUGACUUGAUUUGAGGAUUUAAUCACCUAAACUUAUAAACUGAUUUUCGCAGUGUAUUUUUGGACAUUUUUUAUGUUGAACACUGCAAAAGGACUCUGCAAUAGUCUCUUUGAUGUGGACUUAACCAUAGCAUUGAAAGAUUGGUUAUUUGCGCUUGACGGCCACAGAACAAUGUACAAGGGCAGCGAUUACACAAUGACAAAGGUCUUGGUAGAGAAGAGAGACGACAAGUGGAAAAAAUUUGUGCAGGUUGGUGUGGAAGGUCUGCAGAUCUUAAAGACCCAGGCACAAAAGCGUAUCCUUCAGGAUGGAUUACCUCUAGAAGGACCCAAAGAGGCUGUUGACUCAUCUGGUGGGAUAAAUUUGGAAUAUAGCAUAGUAAUCUCUCAAGACGAUGUCAAUUUGGAGAUGGUGAAGUGGAUGGUGGAAAACUUCAAAGUCUCUGUUAAUCAGCCGGAUGAGUUGCAACACCUUGCUGUUCUGUGCAAGUCUUGAGUUGAUUCAAUGGGUUGCAUAUCAAUGGGUCAAAUAGCUGCUGGUGUACCUGAAGCUGGAGGGAUCGAUUGGAGAGGCAGCCAUCAAUCAACUAAGCAGCCUAGGUAUGAUCCUCUUAUACUUAUGUGAUCUGGUGUUUUCUUUUUGCAUCUUUCCCUUAGUAUAUGAGUUAACCUUCCAAGCAAAUUGAUGGCUUUGGUUAAUUCCGCCAUGCAGCUACAAGAAUUUCUAAUUAUUGAAUACCUUGCAUCUGGCCAUUCCAUGGAGAGUAUAUUAUAUAUUUGCAUUUUUUUCUAGGAUGCUAUUCAAAGUUUAGGGACUUGAAUGAAAUUUCUUCAAGAGUACAAGUUGUUCUUUUGCAAAAGGAGAGUUUGGUCACAAUAUAGGGGCAUUAGAAGAAUCGCACACUUGUACUGAUAUUUGGAGUGUUGAUCG